CUCUCUCUGUUAUUCUAUGCUUCAUGGGCUCUGAAGGAUCCAGGGUGGUUGUUCCUAGGAAUUUUAGAUUAUUGGAAGAGCUCGAGAGAGGUGAAAAGGGGAUUGGGGAUGGAACUGUCAGCUAUGGCAUGGAUGAUCCAGAUGAUUUGCUAAUGCAAUCUUGGACUGGUACCAUUAUAGGUCCACCUAAUACUGUUCAUGAAGGGCGAAUCUACCAAUUGAAGCUAUUUUGUGGAAAGGAUUAUCCAGAUAAUCCACCAGCUGUUAGAUUCCAAAGUAGGAUAAACAUGACAUGUGUCAAUCCCGAAACUGGAAUGGUUGAAAGGAACCUCCUUCCCAUGCUUGCAAAAUGGCAAAGGGAAUACACAAUGGAGGAUAUAUUAACUCAAUUGAAGAAAGAAAUGAUGUCCUCACAAAAUAGGAAGCUGGCUCAGCCUCCUGAAGGGAACGAAGAGGGAAGGACAGAACAAAAGGGGCUAGUCCUGAAAUGUUGCAUUCUUUGAUUCGGAUUUUGGGCGUACAGGGAGAAUCAGAUUGGUGAAUGCUGAAGGCUUCUAAGAUAGCAGUUAACAUAGCAAUUUGAAUUUGGCCAGCUCCCAAGAAGGAGCUUUGUUUUCUGAAGUAAAUGAUGUGUGUUAUGUAAGGAUGAAGCUUUGAAGAUGGAUCUUCUCAGUGUAAAUGAAUUCUUCUAUAUCAUCAACGUUUAAGCUAUAAAUGUACUUAAAAUAUAUGAGUUUGGUUAUGGGUUUUUUACCAAAUGAACAACAAAAAA
Molecule: messenger RNA, 772 nt
Organism: Cucurbita pepo subsp. pepo (vegetable marrow)
Lineage: Eukaryota; Viridiplantae; Streptophyta; Magnoliopsida; Cucurbitales; Cucurbitaceae
Product: ubiquitin-conjugating enzyme E2 variant 1B
Source: RefSeq, a predicted model, not a curated record